AUGAAUGAAAUCGGAAGUCCGAUGUCUACGGAGAGACCUAGUUCAAAAUCGGCACGGGGUACGUGGACUCACCAGUUGGAGGCAGGUUGCAGCAGAGUUAGUUGGACCCAUCCUCUCAUAUCUCUGAAACCCUCUACAAUCUUGGAGCACACCAUGCCCUCAUCUGUCGUGACAGUCAGCCAGCCUACGAAGAAGAGCGAGGUCGGCGCGCCCCGUCCUGCCCAUCAUAGGAAUGACACUCAGAGUCUAUUCACGAAUCCAUGGCCUUCUUACCAGUACGUAUCAGCUAGUUAUUUCAUGACACAGCAAUUAACACAUGAUGAUAGGGAAUUUCCUGUUAGCGCAAUUUCCCGUAUGAUGGCCGGGAUGCUUUUCUCUCCACCAAAGAUUCCGCAGGAUGUUGAGAAAAUACUCAAGCUACAAACGCCAAACUGGGGUGAAGGUUCAAAGAAGGAAGAUCUCAAGGCCACCUGGCUUGGGCAUGCGUGUUGGCUCGUCGAGCUGCCGGCACCUGAAGGUGCAACCCGCGGUCCAAGGAUUCUCUAUGACCCUGUGAUGUCACACCGCUGCUCUCCAUUUUCCUUUAUGGGUCCUGCACGAUAUACUAGUAAGUUGAAUGUUGGUCUUAUGAAAGAAUUUGUUCACCAACCCGACUAUUUAGGACCACCAUGCACAAUGGAGGAAAUCCCAGAGAUCGACAUCGUCGUGAUAUCUCAUAACCAUUAUGACCACAUGGACACUCCUACACUGAGUACCCUACUCCGUAACCACAACCCCCACUUCUUUGCACCUCUCAACAAUGAUGCGACAUUCCAAAGUGUCGGAAUCGAUCCAUCCCGAUUCCAUUGCUUGGAUUGGUGGGACGACAGAGAAGUCACUGUGGAACUUCCAUUGGCUUCUGUUCAACCCAGUGAAACCACACCAAAGGCAAUGUUCCGCGUAACCUGCACGCCCUGUCAACACCAGUCUGCCCGGACCGCGUUCGAUCGCAACCAUACCCUGUGGUCAUCAUGGGCGGUCGAAGAGCUCCCUUCACCAGGACAGACAUCAUCCAGACCUGGUUUCAAAAUCUGGUUUGGCGGCGAUACGGGAUAUCGCUAUGUUGGACAUGGUCAGGAUGAAGACAAGGUACCCUUCUGUCCCGCUUUCAAAGAGAUUGGCGAAAAGUUCGGAUCCUUCGAUUUGGCGUUGAUUCCCAUUGGAGCGUAUAAUGUAAGGGCAGCAAUGAGCGGAUUCCACGCAAGUCCCAGCGAUGCCGUUCGAAUAUUCCAAGAUAUCAAUGCGAAGAAGGGCAUCGGAAUGCACUGGGGGACCUGGACUUUGACAUUGGAACCUAUACUCGAGCCACCAGAGCUAUUGGCAUCCGAGGCCAAAAAAGCAGGAUUGGCCGAUGACGCGUUCACCGUUUGUGGACUGGGCGAGACAUGCGCUUGUAUAGCAAACUGUCACGUAUGGUAUUGGUCCAUAAAGAAUCUGAGCGCUCGGUCCUCAAAUGCCAGCACCGGCAUGUAUACGCGUCUCAAGCGCUCAAAACAACCUGAAAAGCAGGAGGCAGUCCUCAAAUCGACCAUGGCUGCUUCUGUUGUGACUGUUAGCCGGUCUCCAAAGAAGGAUGAAGUUGCCGUACCGCGUCCUGCACACCACGCAAACGACACCAAAAACAUGUCACCGCUGAAGUUGACCAGCUUUAUAUUCAGCCUACAAACCUUACCACCCAAGCCUGAAGCAAACAUGGAAGAGCUAUUAAAGCUCCAAAAACCCAAUUGGGGUGCAGAUGCAAAGAGCAACGAGUUAAAGGCAACUUGGUUGGGCCAUGCUUGCUUCCUUGUCGAAUUACCUAAGCCGGAAGCACGUUACACCAGACCACCUUGUCCGAUGGAAGAUAUCCCAGAGAUCGACAUUGUCGUCAUCUCUCAUAACCACUAUGAUCACAUGGACACUCCUACUCUAACCACUCUUCUUGAGAAACACAACCCCCACUUUUUCGCGCCGCUCAACAACGAGGCCACCUUUGCCAGCGUCGGAAUUCCCGAAUCUCGAUUCCACUGCCUGGACUGGUGGGACGAUCGAGAGGUCAAUAUCGAGCUCCCAUUAGACACAACCUCUGGUUCACAGGCAUCAACUCCAAAGGCUUCCUUGCGCAUCACGUGUACUCCUUGUCAACACCAGUCGGCUCGUGGAAUGUUUGACCGCAUGAAGACACUUUGGUCGUCGUGGGCAAUUGAAGAGGUCUCGCCAUCAGGUUCGGCUUCUAAACCUGGUUUCAAAGUCUGGUUCGGAGGGGACACGGGAUACCGAUAUGUUGGAGUAGGUCAAGACGAGAACGAGGUCCCUUACUGUCCUGCUUUCAAGGAAAUUGGAGAAAAGUUUGGGUCGUUUGACUUGGCGUUGAUCCCCAUUGGAGCAUAUCAACCUAGAGCUGCAAUGAGUGGGUUCCACGCGAGCCCUAGUGACGCGGUCCGAAUCUUCCAAGACAUCAAGGCAAAGAAGGCCAUCGGAAUGCAUUGGGG
Molecule: messenger RNA, 2510 nt
Organism: Acaulospora colombiana
Lineage: Eukaryota; Fungi; Glomeromycota; Glomeromycetes; Diversisporales; Acaulosporaceae
Source: the annotation of a GenBank genome assembly